Messenger RNA from Mercurialis annua (annual mercury), 1782 nucleotides. Its product is annotated as RING-H2 finger protein ATL46-like. Bases 432 to 1568 code for a protein of 378 amino acids. The transcript has a single exon. NCBI's taxonomy places the organism in Eukaryota, Viridiplantae, Streptophyta, Magnoliopsida, Malpighiales, Euphorbiaceae. The record is from RefSeq and is a predicted model, not a curated record.
AAAAAAUAUUUAGUUUUUUAAAAUAUUCAUGUACAAUGGUGAAGUAAUUCUCUUGAAGAAGAAGAAUCAGGUUAGGUAAAAUUUUAAAGUUUGAACUUUUUUUUCUAUUUUUUUAUUGUUGUUUGAUGUUGAGUUUAUGCAUGUCAAAAAUACUUUGAGGGUUUCAUUUGAAGUAACCCUUUAGUAUUAGAAAUCCCUUAUAAACCAAAUAAAUACCCACUUGCUCCUACUAAUAGCAUAGCAUAUUCAAAUUUGAGUAGAUGAGAAGAAAAACUGAAAAUAAAUUCUGGGUUUUAUUUGGUUUUGUCUCUAUACAAGGAAAAAAUGAUUCUUUGGUUGCAUUCUUGAUCUGAAGAACUGAGCUGGGUUAGUGUUUGAUUUUUGAGCUACAAAAUUUAGUUGUUGGUUCUUCUGCUUAUGAUCUAUGUAUUAUGAUAAGUUUAAUGGGGCAUAAACAUGUAAAAAUGUCAUGGAUUCACUAUCAAAUCCACCAAAAAGAUGGGUUCUUGACAUAUCCACCGCCUCUUCCUCCUCCAUCAUAUACUACUGCUCAUAAAGAAUCAAGUUCAUCAUCUUCUGGUACACGGAUUAGCCCUGCUGUUCUUUUUAUUAUAGUGAUUCUUGCUGUACUUUUUUUUGUAUCUGGUUUGCUUCAUUUGCUUGUUAGAUUCCUUAUAAAGCAUCCAUCUUCAUCAGCUGCCUCCCAAUCUAACAAUAAUAAUAGUAGAUACCCUGAAAUCUCUGGCCCUGAUGCUCUCCAAAGACAAUUACAGCAGCUUUUUCAUCUGCAUGAUUCGGGUUUGGAUCAGGCUUUUAUUGAUGCUCUUCCUGUUUUUCAGUAUAGAGAAAUUGUUGGUUUGAAAGAGCACUUUGAUUGUGCUGUUUGUUUAUGUGAGUUUACUGAGAAAGAUAAGCUGAGGUUGCUUCCUAUUUGUAGUCAUGCUUUUCAUAUUAAUUGCAUAGAUACUUGGUUGUUGUCAAAUUCGACGUGUCCUCUUUGUCGAGGGACGCUUUUUAAUCCCGGGUUUUCGAUGGAUAAUCCCAUGUUUGAUUGUGAUGAUUUGAGAGAAGAUGAUGGUUGUUCUUGUAAUGGGGAAAAUGGUUUCUCUACUAGUCAAAAGACCGUCGAAAUUGAAGAGCCGGUUAUUGUUGUUGAAAAGGCGGUUUUGCCUGUUAGGCUUGGUAAGUUCAGGAGGCUAGAUGAUGGAGCGGGGGAAGCAGGAGGAGAGACUAGUAGCAGUAACUUAGAUGCGAGAAGAUGUUUCUCGAUGGGUUCAUAUCAAUAUGUGCUUGGCGAUUCAGACCUCCGAGUUGCCUUGUGCAAUGAGAGACGUAACAGCGAUGUUAGGCUUGAAAACGGGAGUGAACGAAUUGGUAAUGUUUCUGUGGACGUGGACUUUGAGGGAAAGAAGAUUAGCAGAGUGAACAAACGUGAGAGCUUCUCCGUGUCUAAGAUCUGGCUUUGGUCUAAAAAGGGAAAGUUUUCGAGCUCCGCUGAAGCUCAGAUGGAUAUGCCGCCUUCACUUAGCGUAGAUUUGCCAUGGAUGGGCAGAACACUAGAGAAAUGAGAGGUAUUUUUAUUUCACAGUUCUUCUUUAAUCAAUUGAUUAGAGCUUCAUUCUUUUUUCUGUUUGAAAACUUUUUGGGGAUGCUAAUUGAAAUACUUGGCUGUGGUAUAUUGUUUAUGUAAUGCUUGUGCUUACAAUUUUGAUUCAUUCAAAAUCAAAUUUCAAGCAUUUCUUUUGUAAAAAUUGACCAAAAUCUAAUACCCUUGUUUAGAUA